CUAUUGUCCACUCGAUUCCAAAUGAACUGUCUUUAUUCUGACAAAUCGAUCCCAAGGCUCAAGCCGACAUACUCUCCAUAUGAUAGCACAGGCAACCAAAUACAAACAAGUUUGUGAACCGCAUUAUUGGGAGACUGGGCAGGAUGAUCGCAAAGCUUCUCUGGCAUCCAAUAACACCGACAUCUCCGGAAGCUCGAUUAUGUCAAUGUCAACGGACACAUUGGUUACGAACACUGUGACGAUGGAUAGAGAUGCAAUCGUCCUUUUUAUGCCUAUUCUAGCAUAUGAGCCGAGUGUACUACGUAAGAAAAUGUCGAAGGCUAUCCGGAGGGUCCUACGCAGGAAGGAAAUCGAAGAAGAGAACAAUGAUUUACUCCUGAUCACAGCAUAUCUUGGUGACACAGAAACUAAGGCUCUGCAUUGCCGUCGAACACUGGACCAGUUUUCCUAUCACAUGUUAGACACAACAGAGUCUAGAGACAGAGACCAGGUUCUCUAUCGGUGGGGACGCAAGAAGCUAGAGAAGACUGGCAAGGUUGAUGAUGUUCCCGUACUUAUGGUGGAUCAGCUUUGGCUUUGGGUAUUGCAUGAUGGCACUGUGAUCACAAGCUUUCCCAGUGCCUGGGACCACCAGGAACCCCAUGGGCUCAAAAAGAAGCUCGACGAAGAGAUCAAGACAAAUAAGCAGCGGGAUCCCAUUAGAUCAGUCGACCACCUCGUCCAUCUGGUCAUCAAGCUCUCUGUCGACUUUCUUCGAAGGGAUGCGCCCGGUGACAUCAAGCUUCAAGAAGCAUUUCAGUCAUCCAUCAACAAUAUAGCCGAGCGUGAGGCAGAACAAUUCAAACGCUUCAAAGCCCUUACGAAAAAGCUCAAUAUAAAAACUCUUACUGAGGCUCAGAGGACCAAAAACAUUGAGAAACUAUUUCAGCUGAACAUCGAGACCCACUUGUUGGUCGAGAUAAAAGAUAUUCAGGACGAAUUGAAUAUCAUCUCGUCGAUUCUUGGGCAGCAAAGAGAUGUGCUUAAGAGACUACAUAAAUUGUGUUCACCGGACAAAGUCACCGAAGAGGAUUCGUCAUCGCUAGAGAAGUCGAAGCAAAAGGGAGUUCGCGGAAUUGACUUGAUCCUAACCAAAUCGGAUGAGCGACCAGACUCGGCAGACAAGCCGAAACAUAAGGGUAUAUUGCAUCAUGACGACGAGAAAGAAGAGGCACAUCCACAAGAGAAGAAAAAAGAGAAAAAAGUUCGCUUCGGGGUCCCCGACGAAGACUCCAAAGAUACCGAGAAGGAGACCCCAAUCCUCAAAAAUCGCAAUCUUGUGGAUGACAAUCUUGCCAUUGUGGUGGGCAAUAUCCGGAUUAUAGAGGAUAUGCAACAAUAUGCAGCAACAGUGCAUACUUCGAUCAACAACCUCCUGGAUCUCAAACAGCGCCAAGCAAAUGCGUGGGAAGCUCGAUUUGCAAGAGAGGGAUCGCAACAAAGCCAGCGGCAAGGCAAUAUCAUGCUCGUUUUCACGCUUGUUACUAUCGUCUUUCUUCCAUUAUCAUUCAUGUCUAGUUUCUUUGCACUCUCAGUCAAUAAGUUCCCUAAGGAUGCCCAGUCUGGGAACACGUCCUGGCCCUUGCACACGCUUUCCCUUUUGCUGUUCGGAAUUUCGACAUUGGUUUUCGUCCCACUCGUAGUCAUUGCUCUUUACGUCAAUCAAAUCACGUCUUUCACUAAGGAAACUUUCAAGUCCUUCGUCCUCAGAGACAAGCAACCUACCGACGACUCUGAGGACAAUGAGAUUGAGGAUGAACUGGAUGAAGAGAGCGUCAAGGACAAGGACGAGGACGAGGACGAUGACAGCACAAAAGCCGAUGAUAAUGACGACGAUAUCGUCGAAGUCACCUCCGAAGAUUCCUCGUGGGCCACGUAUGCCCCGAUCUUUGGGAGAUGGAAAUUUCAUACCAGGAUCCCGAUAGUUCGAAAGCUUUGGCGGCGGCAGGUCUAUCUCAACACCCGCGAUGACGACAGUGACUACCUCUUUGACGAGGGCAUUGAGAUGGACUAUCCCUUGCAUCAUUUACUCUCCAAAUUCUCACUGCGGAAAUUUAUUUCAUUAUUCCAGCGCAAAGAGGUUGAUUCUGACGACGAUUCAUCAAUUCCGAGUUGGAUGCUCGAGCCUUCAAGGCGGCGACAAGUUGUAGCAGAAGAGCAUAGAAGGCGCGGUAGCUUUGGCUCUAGGUUAUUUCGGAGGAGGCGCUCAGACAGCGAUGAAAUUGUUGAGGUUAUUGAGGAAGAGUCAGACCUUCCUCGAUCCCGAGUCAGUCGAGUAUUCCGACCCGUUGAACGGCUGUUUCGAAGGCGGGGCCAGGACGAAGAGGAGAGUUCAGACAGCGAUGACAUCGUAGAGGUGUCUGAGGAGGAUUCUGACCACCCCCGAUUCCGAAGGCGGGCCCAGGACCAAGAGGAGAAUUCGGAUAGCGAUGAAAUUGUAGAGGUAAUUGAGGAGGAUUCUGACCACUCCCGAUUCCGAGCGAGUCGAGUAUUCGGACCAGUUGAACAACUGUUCCGAAAACGAGAUCGAGACCAGGAAGCAGCUUAUGCGGAGGAAACUCGAUCGACUGACAGAGAAAUUGGCGCUGCUUCUGGGUCGGAUAGGCAGGAAGCUACCUCCAUGGGAUUGGGGGCCUCGCUGCCAGAACCUCUGAGACGUCUGUUUGUGCGGAGAAGGCGGGUUCACGACGUUGAAAGUGGUCUUGUGGACGAGUGAAGCCGUGUGGGCUCUAUUCCCUUAAGAUUCAGCCGUCGUGGCAGGCUCUGUUCAUCUUUAUGCCCACAUGGUGAUCCUCAUUCUUGAAUUGAACCCAAUUCUGGGGUUGGUGUUCUAUUCCCGUGGCCAUUUCAAUGUAUAGAGUCUGGGUGGGACAAUCGGAAAGGCCAAAUUAGGAG
This is a messenger RNA of Hyaloscypha bicolor E, 2934 nucleotides long. RefSeq lists its product as uncharacterized. Gene Ontology annotation, cellular component: membrane. Bases 80 to 2755 code for a protein of 891 amino acids. Gene Ontology annotation, molecular function: metal ion transmembrane transporter activity. The record is from RefSeq and is a predicted model, not a curated record. The transcript has 10 exons. Lineage: Eukaryota; Fungi; Ascomycota; Leotiomycetes; Helotiales; Hyaloscyphaceae. Gene Ontology annotation, biological process: metal ion transport; transmembrane transport.